AUGGCAGACUGCACCGAGCUUGCUGCAGAACUGAAGAGGUGGUGCCGGGGUGAAAGUUUGGAAGAAGCUAAGGCCCUCAUGGUUAUGGUGCCCGAAGAUGUGGAGAUAGACAAAAUAGAGGAAACCCUAGAGACUGUUAAAUGUUUGGGCCGAGUCCAUGUCCAAGGCAGAAUGUUCCACACCUCCCAAAACUGCAUAAUGGUUCUGUGUGAAUGCAGAGAAGAGUGCACUGACAAUGUACCUCCUGAAGUGCUUCAUGAGGAAAGUGGGAAACUCUGGCCAGUAAUCACAUCAAGUGAAGUUCCAGUUGUAAGUGACUUUAAUAUCAAGUUGAAAACCCUGCUCGAUGUUGAGGGCAAGACUAUGGAUGAUAUUAAAGGCCUAUUGCCAGAAUCCACUCCCAAGUCCAACUCCACUGAGUCUAUCUUGCAAGUAGUUGGUGACUUCUUGGAAAAGGCUCGCAAGCCACAGGCAGAAGGUGGUUAUCGGCGUUUACGCCUAUUCUCAGGGAACCUGCUGGUUUCCCACAAUGAGGAACCAUUCGACCACUGGCUUGAACAGGCAUGGCUCAUGGUGGAAGAAAGUGACUGUACAGAGAGGGAGAAAAGGCACAGGAUAAUGGAAAGCUUAAAGGGGCCCGCAUUGGAAAUUGCAAAGUCAGUCAAAGAUGCAUAUCCAGAUGCAGACCCCACUGAGUACCUAGAAGCCCUAGAGAGCGCAUUUGGUACUGCUGAAUCGGGAGAUGACCUCUACUUCGCCUUUCGGCUAAUGCAGCAACAGCCAGCAGAAAAACUGUUUGAUUUCCUAAGACGGCUGGAAAGAGCUCUCAAUGAAGUUGUACAGAGAGGAGGAUUUUCGGCUGAUUGCAAAGACAAAGCUCAUUUGGAACAGCUUUUGAGAGGGGCUGUUGCUUCAGAUCUCAUGCUAAUUCAUUUACGCUUACGAGAAAGCAAGGAAAAACCCCUAACUUUCCUACAGCUCCUAAACGAAAUCUGUACAGAGAAAGAAUAUGAAGCUUCAAGGAGAAAGCUUACUACCUCUGUUCACCCAGUACAGACAAAACAAUUUGCAGAGGCCAGCCAUGCAGAAUUACAAAAUCUCAAAGCUGAGGUCAAAGAGCUCAAGACCAAGUUGGCUUCCUGCAUGAUAAGUUCCCAAGAUGUAAAAGAGAAAAGUCACUGUGCUCUAUCUGUGUCCACAAUACAGCCAAGAGAACACAGUGGUGACACUGAGCUUGCAGCAUUGAGGAAACAAGUCAAAAGACUACAGCAGAAAGUGGCUUAA
Messenger RNA from Thalassophryne amazonica, 1284 nucleotides. RefSeq names its product paraneoplastic antigen Ma2 homolog. Bases 1 to 1284 code for a protein of 427 amino acids. The transcript has a single exon. The record is from RefSeq and is a predicted model, not a curated record. NCBI's taxonomy places the organism in Eukaryota, Metazoa, Chordata, Actinopteri, Batrachoidiformes, Batrachoididae.